Molecule: messenger RNA, 855 nt
Organism: Malania oleifera
Lineage: Eukaryota; Viridiplantae; Streptophyta; Magnoliopsida; Santalales; Ximeniaceae
Exons: 2
Coding region: 355-534 (59 amino acids)
Biological process (GO): translation
Cellular component (GO): large ribosomal subunit; ribosome
Molecular function (GO): structural constituent of ribosome
Source: RefSeq, a predicted model, not a curated record
GUUGGGCGCUUGGUUCCAUUCGGGAUUCGGCCAUUCCAAAAUCCCAAUUUACUAUUUGCCUCUACCAGUCUUCCCUCUUCCCUUCCCAAGUUCUCAGUUCGCAAGUCGCAACUUGGCCGGCAGCUGGCACUCCCUCACAGCCUCACUCCCAGUCCCAGUUCCCUUCAGCUUCACCUUUCCUUCCCAGUUCCCUUCCCACUUCGCAGUUCGCACGCAGUUGGCGAGUUCAAACCUCCUGUUCCAGAUCGGCAGAUCAAGUCUUCCCCUUCGGACUUCGGCUCCCACCUUCCCAACUUCGCAGCUCGCACUCUCGCAGACUCGCAGUUCUCCUUCGUACCUUCCGUCCUUCAGGGGAUGGGUGAUAAGAAGAAGAAGGCUGCUGCGGUGUUCAUCAGGCUUGUCUCAGCUGCUGGGACUGGAUUCUUCUAUGUGAAAAAGAAAAAUCCUCGGAAGCUUACAGAGAAGCUCGAGUUUCGGAAAUAUGAUCCUCGUGUAAAUCGCCAUGUCUUGUUUACAGAGGCAAAGAUGAAGUGACCAAGAAGCCUGUUCAUGAUAAAUCUCUUUGUUGUUAUCCCACUCUUUUCCCGAAUCGGCAAGACAUCUUGUUGUGAGACGAUUUUCAAAUUUGGUACAAUUUGAAUUAUUGCUUUGUUGUCUGGGUGCAUGGAACACUUUCUGUUUCUUUCAAAGAGAAAUUGAACUCAUCUCUCGGUGGCUAUAUGUAUUUCUGUGUCAUUUUUCUGAACCAAAAUAUCUUUAUUCUCAGUGUGGAAUUCUGAAUUCCAACCUUUGAAAAUGCAGUUUAUAUGCAUGUAAUUGGAAGUCUGGCAAAAAAAUAAAAUGUGGUUCUCAGAA